ACUUUGUAAACGAGGCGAGAGCAGAGUGAGGCGGCCGUGAAUCGUCCCAGGGCCGGAUGGUCAAAUCCAACCUCCAGCGGAUACUGAACAGUCACUGCUUUGCUCGCGAAAAAGAAGGAAAAAGGCAAGAUCAGGCCAGGAUGGACGCUUUGACAAGUACUAGUAAUAUUUGUGACAUGAUCGGCAGUUUGUCUCUACGCUGUAGUAGUACCCCUGGUCCUGGGCCUCUGUGGUGCUCCUGAUGCCCCUCUCCCACCCCUGAAGAUCCCAGGUGGGCGAGGGAAUGGCACACGGGAUCACCCUCCCGCAGCUCGGCCACUGUACUCGGACAGGAAGUUGACUGUGACGGAGCAACCUGCUGGGGCUGGUCGCCCCGGGAUACUGCAUUUCCAGAGCCGGCCCACCGUCUCCCGGAGUAUACACUGGGAGGCGGUGCUUCGCGGGGACGGCCUCUAUGUUGAAAUCCCCAACGACCCGCUCCCGGAGGGCAGCAAAGAAAGCUUUGCUUCUCUGCUGGAAUUUGCUGAAGAACAUCUAAAAGUUGUCAGCGUGUUUGUCUGCUUUUAUAAGAACAGAGACGAUCGUGCUAAGCUGGUGCGUACGUUCAGCUUUCUGGGCUUUGAGAUUGUGAAUCCAGGCCAUUCCCCCGUCCCAUCUCGACCUGAUGUUUUCUUCAUGGCCUACAACUUCGACAGGGAUUCUUCGGAUGAAGAUUAGUUCCAGAACCCAAGACCUUCGACAGCCCCUGCAACAUCCCUUCACCCAUUCGUUAUUCCUGUCCUCAUUUAAACCCAUUUUUCCAGCUCCUAUUCCUACUGUCCACAACCCCUGAUGCCUCCACAUAAGCCCCACCCCCUACCACUUUGUACCCCACUUAUAAAGUGAGCGCUUCUUCCUCACUCUGGCUUUUGUGUUGAAAUACUGCUGGAUUAUUUUUGGUAUUUGUUCCAGUGUAGUGUGGCUGAAUUUUAUAUCUCUCCUCUCCCUUCUCUUGUCAUUCCUUCCUCACUCUUCCAGUCUUCAUCCUGUUUGACAGUUUAUGUUUAUCAGUUUAGUCUGCGUUCUUGUUACGAGGGAAUCGUCCAGCAAGGGAGCUACGAGCAUAUUGCAAUUCACACAGCAUAUAAAGUAUCAAUCAGUGUAUUGUUUGUUCUUAUUUUUAUGCUCAAAUCGUUUAUAAAAAGUGAAAUUCAGUUUUUGUUUUCUUGAAUGUACACAAAUAGGUCAUUCAGUUUACACGUUUGGGUAGCCCUGCAUUGCAAUUUGAUUGGCUUGUGCGCUUUUAAAGUGAUACCACCCUCUUUAAUGUGUCCAAAACUGUGUUGAAUUGGUAACCAGUACAAAUCAUCCUACUUUUUACUUUGCUGUUACCUCGGAUUGCGGUACUUCACAAUUGUGGAAUCGUCAAAUGGUACAAAGCUAGAAGGUCAGAAGGAGGUGUAACAUCCAAAGUGCUUUUACCUCGUUUUCUGUUUUGUGAGUCUACCGUUGAGCCUCGUUUUUGAAACUGUUCUGCUGCGCUACUCUCAUGAAGCUAGCAUUCCUUCUCACUUUAUUAUUUUUUUCCCCCUCUGGUGAUUUUGGAUGUUUUUUGAUGUUUUGAUGAUGAUCUGCAUAGUGGUACUUGUUGUGCUUCUGUGAUAAUAAAAAG
This is a messenger RNA of Astyanax mexicanus (Mexican tetra), 1651 nucleotides long. RefSeq names its product ornithine decarboxylase antizyme 1b (gene oaz1b). Gene Ontology annotation, cellular component: cytoplasm; nucleus. The record is from RefSeq and is marked reviewed. NCBI's taxonomy places the organism in Eukaryota, Metazoa, Chordata, Actinopteri, Characiformes, Acestrorhamphidae. Gene Ontology annotation, biological process: positive regulation of protein catabolic process. Gene Ontology annotation, molecular function: ornithine decarboxylase inhibitor activity.